Messenger RNA from Trichomonas vaginalis G3, 1395 nucleotides. Its product is annotated as WD repeat-containing protein family. The coding region runs from base 1 to 1395 and encodes 464 amino acids. The transcript has a single exon. Gene Ontology annotation, molecular function: protein binding. Lineage: Eukaryota; Parabasalia; Trichomonadida; Trichomonadidae. The record is from RefSeq and is a predicted model, not a curated record.
AUGUUCAAAAGAGAAGAAUUCCCAAUCGAAACUGGCUUUGGGAUGUCUAGGACAACUCCAAACUAUUCACGCAUGACAGAACUAAUCAAACAUUAUACGGAUUUAAUUUUAAAGUUAAAAAAUGAAAUUUCAGAAUUCCAAAACUUUAACGCCCAGUCAAAAAUUCUUAACGCACAAUUUACGGAUGAUUUACAAUAUAUUUAUAGCUAUAGACAACAAUUAAAUUCAGCAGUUCAAAAAUUAAAAGAUAUGAAUCCAGCAUAUUCACUUUCUUCAAACCAACAGGCCUCAAAUUGGGCCACACAGCUUGGCGAUAGCUCAUCACUUGCAGCAAUUUCACAAAAUCAAUUACAAUUACAGAUGCAAAAUCAAAAUCAACAAGCCAAUCAAAAUUCUUUACCACCACCAGAUUUACAGUAUAAGAUUGAAUCUAAAAAUAGUUUCUUUAACAAUAGUACAGUAGUAAUGCGUUAUUUGAUAGAUGUCAAGUCUGUUAUUUGUACUGUUCAAUUCGAUCCUACGGGAAAGUUAUUUGCUUUUUCUAGCUCAAGAAAUUUACAUAUUGUUGAUACGUCAAGUGGCCAAGUUUUAUGUUCUGUUGAAAUUUCGCCAAAUAUUCCACGCGUAGAUUUUCAUAGUAGAGAUCUUAAGUUUUCACCUGAUGGAUCGAUGAUUGCAGUUGCUAUUGCACCAGCUUCAAUUGGAAUUUUUAAUUUAGCAUCUCGAACCCUGACACACAUACUAGAAGAACAUGUAAGGAAUGUAUCAUCACUUUUAUUCACUAAAGACUCUUCUAAACUUAUCUCAGGUGGCUCAGAUGGAAUACUUUGCGUCUGGGAUAUGAAAACUAUGGCUCCAAUAAAGAAACUUCAGAAUGGAACUUUAGAACCAGAUGCACCAGCAAGUCGAGAUGGCCCGGUUUCUUCAAUUGUUGCUGGACCUGGAGAUGCCUAUUUUGCUGUAGGUUUUUCAAAUGGAAUUGUGAUCGUUUUUGAUCCAAAUAUGGAUGAAAUAUAUCAAUUCCAAGCCCAUAAUGAGAUGAUUCUUUCAAUGGAACUUACUAAAAAUGGAGAAUUGUUUACGACAUCAUCAGAUAAGCUAAUUAAAAUGUGGAAACUCACUUUGAAAGGUGCAACAUUCGUUAGAACUAUAGAAGAGCAUUCAGAUUUUGUUACAUGUUGUCGUUCUUCUCCAAAUAACAAAAUUUUAUUUUCUGGAUCUAAGGAUGAAACUAUCUGCGCAUGGAAUUUUGAAAAGAAUACAAAUAUGUUUACAGCAAAAGUGCAUACGAAUACUGUCCUUGGCCUUGCUCAUCAUCCAACAGAAAAUAUUUUCUUAUCAUCAUCUGGUGAUGGAUAUGUAGUUGGUUGGUCAUACUUCCUUCCAACAGAUUAA